AUGGGGACAGUUGAGCGUUUUGCACUUGGAUUGCGCGUUCAGGUGAAUAUGUCCUCGAACGCUUUUUCCAACGCAUCACCAACAAUAAAAGGACCUUCCGAAGAUGCGCCCGUGUCCUCUUACGACAUCCUGAUAACAUCUAUACUCGGCACAGUUUUGACCUGCAUGUGUUUGGUUGGUGUGAUCGGAAACCUUUACACUCUGGUCGUCAUUAACAUCUCCGUCCGAGUGACUGGAUCCAUGUAUGUUUACAUUGUAAACUUGGCACUUGCGGAUCUGCUGUACCUCUCCACCAUUCCGUUCGUGGUUUGUACCUAUUUUGUCAAGGACUGGUACUUCGGCGACAUCGGGUGCCGUGUUCUGUUCAGCCUGGAUUUCCUCACCAUGCACGCCAGCAUCUUUAUCCUGACCAUCAUGAGCACGGAGAGAUACCUGGCUGUGGCGAAUCCGCUGGACACCUUCGGUCGCUCCAGGCGCUCCAGGCGCACAGUCACUUGCAUGGUCUGGCUCGUUUCUUUUGUCCUGGCUCUACCGACCAUGAUCAUGAUUGAUCUGAAGAGAGACGUGCACAGCGGCGUAGAGAAACGCAUGUGCCACCCGACUUGGCAGAUCUCCGCGUACAAAGUGUACCUGACUGUACUGUUCAACACUUGCAUCUUGGCUCCUGGCUUCAUUAUUGGCUAUCUCUAUCUGAAGUUAGCCAGGACCUAUUGGGUAUCACAAACCUCUGUGUUCUCAUCCAGAGAAAUGAAUAGGUGUCCUAAGCAAAAGGUCUUGUAUCUGAUAUUUGGUAUUGUUCUUACCUAUUGGGCAUGCUUUUUACCCUUUUGGUUAUGGCAGUUAUUAAGUAUCUAUUAUUUUGGGCAUGGGGGGCUGUCAAGCAGUACAGUUGUGUACAUUAACUUUGUUGUGACUUGUUUGGCAUACAGUAACAGUUGUAUCAACCCUUUCUUGUACACUUUAUUAACAAGGAACUAUCAGGAAUAUGUGAGGGACAGACAAAGGAGCAGCACGACCUUUAAGAAAAGGCUUAGACAUUCACCUCAAAGGUCCGUGUCAUCUGGGAGUCAGCAGUUUUGAAAUACUUUGACUAAUACGCAUCAUAAUGGCAUCCUGUAUACUUACAGCAAACUUUACAUUUGCAGCAUUUGCAGUGUCAUAAUUGAUUAGAAGUCUUUGAUUCAUAGAAGUUAAAGUCUGCAUGAGUCCGCUUUGAAAUCAGGAAAUUACAUUUUUAAUUUAAACCUGGAAAAUAAACAGAAUGUUUUGAGAAUGUAAAACUUUGAAGCAAAGAAAUGUUAUGAUGUAAAGUGAACAAGAUAUAUGUGAGAUUCUGCACUAUUUCAAGGUCACUAAUCAAAUGAGCAAAUCCGUGGCACUGUAUUAAGUUUAGAAAAAGGCAAAAUAGAAGUGGAAUUUUCCACUAAUGAUCUAUAGACCAUCUCUAUAUAGCAUUCAAAAAUGGCACGUUAUCACAAGCAUAAAUAUGAAUGUUAACAUUUUGCUCUAUUCAUGUUGUGCAUCCAGAGAGAUGUUUUACAUUGCUGACCAAGUAUGAAGAUAUUAGUAAAAUGGUGAAGUAGACGUUGUUCUGCACACAAGGAACAUAAAAACAUGCAGGGUUGAAAACGAUGUUUAUAAAGAAACUGAUUUUCUUUUCGCCAGAUUAUUAUGAUGAAAUGUGUGCAAUCAUAAAUAGAGAGGUUCAUGUACGUUUAAUGUUUUUCGGAUUAUAUUUGAAUGUGCAGUAGUCUAGUUUCUACAGUCUAGUUUACACAUAAAAUGUUUUGUACAUCAAUGCUUUAUAUUGCAGUUUGUGGUUUUGUCAGUUGCAUGCUGUUUAUAGUUAUAAUGGAGUUAGGAUUGAGAGCAGACAAUCUGCUUCAACUGCUCAAAUGAUAGCAUACCAGAAUGUAACCACAAGUGACAUUAUCUCAUGUUCUUUUAAAGCACGGAUGCCUGGAAUAUUGGAUUUUGUGUCAGUGCAUCACCUCCUUAUAUAUUAUGUGGUCUAUUUUAAUAAAUGGUCUAAAUGCAACAGAGAAACUUGUUUUAGUAAAAAAAAAAAUUGAUUAGCAUUAUUAUCUUUUGUUAUCCUCUUAUGUUUAAUCUUGCAAAAAAUGUUAACUUGAAUAUGCUGCAUGUGGUAACAUCUAAAUGAGCAGGUUUUAAAAAUAUUAUUUCACAUCACUGAAUUAACCUGAAUACAUUAAGUUGCAUUAAAAUAAAUACAAAUUAAGGGUUAGAUCAUGUAGAGAGAGCUCCUUUAACUGUAUUGCUUUUUAUAAUG
This is a messenger RNA of Myxocyprinus asiaticus (Chinese sucker), 2290 nucleotides long. Its product is annotated as urotensin-2 receptor-like. Gene Ontology annotation, molecular function: urotensin II receptor activity. NCBI's taxonomy places the organism in Eukaryota, Metazoa, Chordata, Actinopteri, Cypriniformes, Catostomidae. Bases 1 to 1080 code for a protein of 359 amino acids. Gene Ontology annotation, cellular component: membrane. Gene Ontology annotation, biological process: blood vessel diameter maintenance; regulation of blood pressure; neuropeptide signaling pathway. The transcript has a single exon. The record is from RefSeq and is a predicted model, not a curated record.